AUGCUUACAAGCAAACGAGUAUAUUAUUGGAAUGGAUCUCUUAAUGAAUUGAAGUCUUACAUCGAAGAUAAUCUGUGUUGGAAAGGGGUAUGGAAGUCUCCUGGUGGUGGCGUGAAACAAUUCGUUAAUAUGAAGUAUUCUUUCAAAUGGCACGGCCCUAAGAAUAAAAUGUUAUCGAUUGUGCAAGAUGAUGAAGAAAAUGCUCUUAGUAAUGCCUUUAAAAGACUAGCUAUAACUGAAGAAGGCAAGUUUGGAAAUCAUGAUAUUGAUUCUGAUCGAGAAGUUGUUAAUAAAACACUGGAAUCUUGUCAGGGUUGUUCUAAAUCGGACAUUGCUGUUGCUGAAUUACAACUUGAUGUCGCCAUGCUCUCAGCAUUAUUACACAAGAAUCAGGAAACAAUAUCUUCCCAAUUUACUCGAAUGCAAGAGCUCGAUGUUUUAAUCCAGAAAUUAAUGUGCAACAACAAGGAAAAGUCGAGCGAACUUCAAGUAAUUAAAGCGAAUGUAUGCGAGUUAAUUAAUGCAAGAGGAAACUACAUUCAGAUAAACAAGGUCGAUGCUCAAACAACGGUUAGCGAAGGUAUACAAAGGUCUGAAUUGUCUGUCCCUGAAGUCAAACACAUGGGAAAUCGCACAACAAUUGCUGAAAGUAUUCAGUUCAACAAUAAUAGUCCUUGUUGUGUGAAAGAUUUUGUCGCAGACGUACGUAUUUUAGACUGUAAGGAAAACGAUAAAAGUAUCUCGGACAUUAGCGUAAUCAUGCAUGAGGAUAAGCGAACAAUAGAAACUAAUCAACCGCAGAAAAACGAAGAUAAAAGGUCGAAAUCUCAUAAUACAAAUUUAUGUAAAAAUACAGUACCUAACCUUUCUUCCGAUGUCCGUAAUAACGAUAAGCAACAUGGCGAUUUAUAUACAUCUAAUACAUCCUUAAAUAACAAUCUCAACAAUGAAGCUCCUAGCCCGCAACGAAAAAACACUAUUAUUCCCGUUCGCAUUACUAACAGAGGCCAUGUAACACCAAAUCGAAGAGAACCCUUUCAAACUCGUAAAAAAUAUGUCAGAAGUUAUGCCCACAACAAUCGACGAUCUUAUGGCGGGCCAUUGGGGUCUCAUUAUGGACCAUUGAGCAGCACGAAUCUGAAUGAAUCUAAUGUAGAUUUUUUUCGUACAGUACCUGUGCGGAAACCGAAAGAUCCCUGCCUAUCCCGGAAAAUAUCGAGAGACAAAAUCCUAUUCUACCGGUUCCAUUACUAG
This is a messenger RNA of Paramuricea clavata, 1254 nucleotides long. The record is from the annotation of a GenBank genome assembly. Lineage: Eukaryota; Metazoa; Cnidaria; Anthozoa; Malacalcyonacea; Plexauridae.